This is a messenger RNA of Ipomoea nil (Japanese morning glory), 3422 nucleotides long. RefSeq lists its product as uncharacterized. The record is from RefSeq and is a predicted model, not a curated record. The transcript has 19 exons. Bases 296 to 3220 code for a protein of 974 amino acids. NCBI's taxonomy places the organism in Eukaryota, Viridiplantae, Streptophyta, Magnoliopsida, Solanales, Convolvulaceae.
CUUAACCCUCUCCAUCUCCGGGGCCAUUUGAGGAAGUAGGAGAUCGGGCCUGAGAGAUUUCUCCGAUCGAUCUCCCUCUCUCCUCAGGCUCAAUCCCCCAGCGAGCCUAACUUGCUUUCUAUUUCCAUGAAACCUCCAUCAAUUUCCAUCGUCAUUUAUUCUUCAAACAAACCAUAAAAUAUAGUAAUAAAUUAAAUUAAUCUAUCGAAUAAUAUAUAUCCAUUAGUAUAUGCCGUUGCGGAAUUGAACUCAGUCUGGGAUAUUAUUUCUUCGAUUUCAAUCCAGAGUUGUGAUCAUGCCUGCGUGUGAUCAGCUCUGCAUUUUUUGCCCGGCGAUGCGGCCGCGGUCUCGGCAUCCAUUGAAGCGCUACAAGAAGAUGCUCGCCGACAUCUUUCCUCGCUCUCCGGAUCAGCCACCGAAUGAUAGAAUGAUCAACAAAUUAUGCGAAUACGCUUCCAAGAAUCCGCUUCGUAUUCCUAGGAUCACGGCUUCUCUUGAUCAAAAGUGCUACAGAGAAUUAAGGAAUGAGAACAUUGCAUCUGUCAAGAUUGUCAUGUACAUCUACCGAAGGUUGCUCACAUCUUGCAAGCAGCAAAUGCCAAUGUUUGCAGGAAGCUUUCUGAGCUUAGUGCACAUCCUGUUGGAUCAAGUAAGGCACGACGAGAUGCGAAUUGUGGGAUGCGAAGCGUUGUUCGACUUCGUGAACAGUCAGGCUGAUGCAACAUAUAUGUUUAACUUGGAAGGGUUGAUCCCAAAAGUGUGUGUUGUUGGUCAAGAAAUGGGAGAUGAAGAAAGAGUUCUUAAACUGCGCUGUGCGGGCCUUCAAGCCCUCUCUUCCAUGAUUUGGUUCAUGGGUGAAUUUGGUCAAAUGUCUGCAGAAUUUGACAAUGUUGUGUCUGUUGUCUUGGAAAACUGCGAGGCGUCGGACGAGAAAAUUGAAAGCAUUUUGAAUGAGAACCAAGAUGCACAAGCCGAGCAGGAAGCUGUAGAACAAGCUUCUGCUGAUGCACUGAAAAGAGCUACUUCUUGGAGGACCAUUGUGACAGAUAGAGGCCUAAACGUGUCAGCGGAGGAUGCCAUGAAACCUCAAUUCUGGUCUAAGGUGUGCUUGCAUAACAUGGCUAAGUUAGCCAAGGAAGCAACAACUGUGCGGCGUGUGCUCGAGUCCUUGUUCCGUUACUUUGACAGCAGCAAUCUAUGGUCACCUCAGCAUGGAGUUGCCCUCACUGUUUUGCUGGACAUGCAGUGCAUUAUGGAGAACUCUGGGCACAAUACACAUUUCUUGCUUUGCACACUGAUUAAGCACCUGGAUCACAAGAAUGUCCUGAAGGAACCUGAGAUGCAGAUAGAUAUAAUUGAAGUAGCCACAGCCCUUGCCCGCGUGACCAAGGUGGAGCCAUCUGUGACCAUUGUGGGUGCAUUUAGUGACAUGAUGAGACACCUGAGGAAGAGCAUACACUGCUCCCUUGAUGACUCAGAUCUCGGGGAAGAAGUGAUCGAUUGGAACAAACGAUACCGGGCUGCUGUUGAUGAAUGCCUUGUCCAGUUAUCUCACAAGGUCGGAGAUGCUGCACCAAUUCUUGAAGUGGUUGCGGUGAUGUUGGAAAGCAUCUCGAGUGUAACAAUCAUGGCCAGGAAUACAAUGAACACAGUAUACCGCACCGCUCAGAUUGUGGCUGCCUUGCCCAAUUCGGCCUAUCAAAACAAGGCUUUCCCUGAGGCACUGUUCCACCAAAUCCUUCUAGCCAUGGUGUCUCCAGACAACGAGACGAGGCUCGGGGCUCACCGUGUUUUCUCCGUGGUACUCGUUCCAUCCUCGGUUUGCCCCCGUCAAGCCCCUGCAGGUGGUGCACUCUCCAAACGAAAGUCCAUUCAGAGAACUCUGUCCAGAACUGUUUCAGUGUUUUCCUCCUCAGCUGCUUUGUUUGAUAAGUUGGGUAAAAAUCAAAGCUCUGGAAAAGAUGGUAUGGAUCAGAACACCCAAAACAUGCUCAAUCGCCUCACAUCGACCUAUAGUCGAUCAUUAAGCGUUAAACCGGGAAGCGAAGAGACACCUAAUAAUGGGGAAAACCCGCAGGAGCAUCAUGAAGGCCUUUCUCUGAAGAUGAAGAGCAGGCAAAUUAGCAUGCUUCUUUCCUCCAUAUUUGUGCAGGCCAUCUCUCAUUUAAAUACGCCUGAGCAUUUCGAAGCAAUCGCUCAUACUUACAGCUUGUUGAUGCUGUUUUCUCGAACUAAGAAAUCCAGCCAUGAGUCUCUGAUUAGAGGCUUCCAGCUUGCAUUUUCAUUGAGGAGCAUUUCACUUAGUGAGCAAGCAAAAAUGCCACCAUCACGCCGCAGAUCACUCUUUGCCUUGGCAACAUCCAUGAUAAUUUUCCUGUCAAAAACCUACAGCUUUAUCCCUCUUGCUGUUUCUGCUAAGGCUUUGUUGACAGACAAAACAAUGGACCCUUUCCUGCAGUUGGUGGAUGAGUGCCACCUCAAGGUAAACCCUAACCCUAAGGCGAGAGCUUCUUACGGAUCAAAGGAGGAUGAUGAAGCUGCUAAGAGAUCUCUGUCAGGAAUAGAGAUAUCAAAGAAGCAAUCAACAGAAUCUUUUGCUUCAAUGAUAGUUGAGAGCUUGAAGAAGUCAAUCACUGAUAAGACUAAUCUCAUCAAAGAGCAGUUGCUUCAAGAUUUCCUUCCUGAUGAGGUUUGUCCAAUGGGAACACAACGAAUCAAUGACCUGAGAAACCAUAACCAAUCUGAUGACAAAACUAAUGACGAGGUUGUAGAUCCUACUUUCACAGUAGAUGACCUUGGCAGUCAUUCCGAUCCAAACGCACAUCCUGAUUCCACACCUAACCUCCUUGAUGUCAACGAGUUCCUAGAUUCGGUGUUGGAAACAUCAAACCAAGUAGGACGACAAUCGGCCGCGCCACCUGCUGGCAUGACGUUCAUGGAUGUGGCUAGCCAGUGCGAGGCUUUCCAAGAAGGAAAGGGAAAUCGGAUGAACUUCCGUGAAGACGGAAACGAUGAACCGGAUUUCAAUUUCUCCGAAGAAACUAUCUGGCAGCCGCCGAGUGGGAACCCCUUCGCCGACAAUAAUACUGCGGCGGCGGGGCAACCAGUGAACGCCGCUGCUCCGGCGUCGUGUGCGACGGAAUACCAGCGCCAUCCCAGCUUCAUGCAGCUGCCAGCUUCGAGUCCGUACGAUAAUUUCUUGAAGGCCGCCGGGAGCUAAAGCUAAUCAAUGCAUCUGAGCUUCAUUGGGUGCUAAGAUUUGCUAGCAGUUUUUUUUAUUAAUUUCUUGGGAAUCUGUAAUCAAGAUCCAUUUUUGUACCUUUUUUUUUGUUUUGUUUUGUUUUGUUCAUUGAUAAGCUUAAAAACUGCAUCUGAUACAAGACCAUUUUAUGAUGAAAUGUAAUUAAAAAAAAUGGCCUUUU